CCCACGCACAUGCACACUGAUGUCAGAGCAGUUUUUUUCUGCAGGCCUACUCAUGUAGGCUGGUGUAGUCAUCAGGUAAAUCUGACGUUGCGUGCUGUCGGCAGGUCGGCUGCUGCUGGACGUCGCCUGGCGAGGGCUGGAGCUGCCAUGCCGUUUGGCUGUUUGACACUCAGGGAGAAGAAGGAUUACAAUAAUCCCUCUGAGGUGGCAGACAAAUAUGACCUGGGACAAGUUGUUAAAUCCGAGGAGUUCUGUGAGAUCUUCCGGGCAAAGGACAGGAACACCUUGAGAAUGUACACCUGUAAAAAGUUUCACAAAAGAGAUGGAAGGAAAGUGAGGAAAGCUGCCAAGAAUGAGAUAAUGAUCUUGAAAAUGGUGAAGCAUCAUAACAUCCUCCAGCUGGUGGACGCUUUUGAAACUAAGAAGGAGUACUUCCUUUUUCUGGAGCUUGCUACAGGCAGAGAGGUGUUUGACUGGAUCUUAGACCAAGGAUACUACUCUGAGAGGGACACCAGUAACGUUAUGAGGCAGGUGUUGGAAGCUGUGGCCUAUCUGCACUCUCUGAAAAUUGUCCACAGAAACCUGAAACUGGAGAACCUGGUGUACUAUAAUCGUUUGAAGCACUCCAAAAUUGUUAUCAGCGAUUUCCAGUUGGCAAAACUGGAAAAUGGGCUCAUUAAAGAUCCAAGUGGGACUCCAGAGUAUCUCGCUCCCGAGGUGGUUGGGAGGCAGCGAUACGGACGGCCUGUGGACUGCUGGGCCAUUGGAGUCAUCAUGUACAUACUAUUAUCUGGGAACCCUCCUUUCUAUGACGAUGAUGACGAUCCUGAUAAUCGUGAUAAGAACCUUUUCCUCAAGAUUUUGUCGGGGGACUAUGAGUUUGACUCACCAUACUGGGAUGACAUUUCAGACUCUGCCAAAACUUUAGUGGCAUCUUUGAUGGAUGUUGACCAAGAUCAGCGACUGACUGCACAGGAGGCCAUAGCCCAUGAAUGGAUUUCUGGAAAUGCUGCCUCAGACAAGAACAUCAAGGAUGGAGUUUGUGCCCAAAUAGAAAAGAACUUUGCCAGAGCAAAAUGGAAGAAAGCUGUAAGAGUGACGACCCUCAUGAAGAGACUCCGUGCCUCUGAGCAGAGUGAUUCUGCUGCCUCUGGUGUUGCUGCAGGGGCUUCGGCUGACUCCAGCACACCCAGCAGUGCUCCAGCUCCUCCAUCUGGCAGCAGUCAAAGUGUUCCUGCAAACAGCGAAAAGGUUUCUGACACACAAACUGCGAACAACCCCUCACUCACCCUGCCCAGCGCAGCCAGAGAAGAACAGCCACAGCCACGAUGCAACGGCAAUGUUCUGCAAAUGUUGCAGCAAAGAAAGGAAGAUCCAGCAUCUUAAAGAAAUAAAGGAUCUUAUCAUCCAACCUGCACGGCUGCAGCACAGCCAGCGCAUAUGAUCCAGUCGUUUUGCCGUCUUUCAGUUUGUAUCUCCAGUGCAAAAUGAUCUCAGAUAACUCUGCAUUUCACAACUUUUCCCUUCAAAAGCUUCACUGUCCUUGCGUACGAGUCCCUUUAAAGCUAGUUGAAAGGUAGCUCUUCUGUCCUUUCCC
Molecule: messenger RNA, 1597 nt
Organism: Thalassophryne amazonica
Lineage: Eukaryota; Metazoa; Chordata; Actinopteri; Batrachoidiformes; Batrachoididae
Product: caM kinase-like vesicle-associated protein
Exons: 10
Coding region: 10-1386 (458 amino acids)
Biological process (GO): peptidyl-serine phosphorylation
Cellular component (GO): intracellular anatomical structure
Molecular function (GO): calcium/calmodulin-dependent protein kinase activity; calmodulin binding; ATP binding
Source: RefSeq, a predicted model, not a curated record